Messenger RNA from Plasmodium gallinaceum, 1281 nucleotides. Its product is annotated as DNA/RNA-binding protein KIN17, putative. The transcript has 3 exons. Gene Ontology annotation, biological process: DNA replication; DNA damage response. The coding region runs from base 1 to 1281 and encodes 426 amino acids. Gene Ontology annotation, molecular function: double-stranded DNA binding. The record is from RefSeq and is a predicted model, not a curated record. Lineage: Eukaryota; Apicomplexa; Aconoidasida; Haemosporida; Plasmodiidae. Gene Ontology annotation, cellular component: nucleus.
AUGCCUCGUGCAGAACCAGGAACACCAAAAUGGCUAGCGAAUAAGAUGAAGGCAAAAGGCCUUCAGAAGUUGAAAUGGUAUUGUCAGAUGUGUGAAAAACAAUGUAGAGAUGAAAAUGGUUUUAAAUGUCAUAGAUUAUCGGAAACACACCAAAGACAAAUGCAAAUAUUUUGUCAGGAUGCAAAUAAAUUUAUGGAUGAAUAUUCCUCUAUGUUUGAAAAAGAAUUCAUGAGAUUAAUGAAGACUAGAUUUUGCAGAACACGUAUAUUGGCUAAUACUGUAUAUACGAAUUUGAUAAGUGAUAAAACCCACAUACACAUGAAUGCUACUGUAUGGGUUACUUUAACUGAUUUUGUUUUAUAUUUAGGAAAAACAGGAAAGUGUAAAAUUGAGCAAACGGAAAGAGGAUGGUAUUUAGAAUAUAUUGAUAGAGAAAAAAUUGAGAGAGAGAAAUCCUUUCAAGAAAGAAAAAAAAUAGAUUAUUCUUAUGAGCAAUUGAAAGAAAAGAGAAUCAAUAAAGCCAUUGAAGAAGCAAAAAAAGAGGGAAAAUUUAUUGAAUCAGAGUAUACAGGAAUAAAAAAAAAAAAUGAUGAAAAAAUUGUUAUAUCAUCUAUUAAAGCAAAAGAUAAUAGCCAAGUAACAAAACCAAGUAUUAACAUAUUUUUAAAUGAAGCUUUAAAAAAGAGCGAAGAGAAGAAAAAAAAAGCAGAUGGUUUAUUGAAUAAACAAGAUAAUGAUAAAAAGGAAUUAUCAAAGAAAAGACCAUUAUCUUCAUUAGAUUUACUUAUUUUAGAAAAUGAAGAAAAAAAAAAAUUAAAAGGAGAUACAUCAGAUUUAAGUAAUUAUCAAAAUAAUAUUGAUAAAACUAAGAAACUUUAUGAAGAAAAUGAAAAAAAAAUAAAUCGAGAUUAUCAAAAUAAUGAAGAUGAAGAUAAUAUAUGGAUUUGCAAAAACAUAGUGGUUAAAGUUGUUGAUAAGAAACAUAAAUAUUAUAACAAAAAAGGUGUUAUAAUAUCAUUAUAUUCAAAUGAUAAAAAAAAAUGUGAAAUAAGAAUGGACAAUAAGGAAAUAUUCACUGCAUAUCAAAAGCAGCUUCAAACAGUUAUACCAAAAAUUGGUAAAGAAGUUUUAAUUUUGAAAGGAAAGUAUAAAGGUUUAAAGGGAAAAAUUAAAAAGAUUUUAGUUGAUGAAGAAGUUGUCUUAGUUGCUUUGGAUGAUAAAAAUUCAAAUGAAAUUAUUACAAAACAUAUACCAUAUGAUGAUGUGAGCAAAUUAUUAUAA